Messenger RNA from Olea europaea var. sylvestris, 680 nucleotides. RefSeq lists its product as uncharacterized. Gene Ontology annotation, biological process: rRNA processing. The record is from RefSeq and is a predicted model, not a curated record. Lineage: Eukaryota; Viridiplantae; Streptophyta; Magnoliopsida; Lamiales; Oleaceae. Bases 229 to 627 code for a protein of 132 amino acids. The transcript is spliced from 2 exons. Gene Ontology annotation, cellular component: nucleolus; small-subunit processome.
AGAUUGUGUUUUUUUGCCAUUUUGUUUAAUGCUUAAAUGGGGAACUUACUGCUUUUAAUCUGACCAAUUUUUGAUAAACAAUAGAAAUAGAAUUUAUAAGAUGGUAAUGAGCAGAAAAAUGCUGCCAACAAUAAUGUUGGGAAGUCUUCAGUACCUGCAGGACCUUCAAAAUAUGACCAAACCAUAGAGAAAGAGGAUGACAACGAUGAUACAGAUAGUGGAGAAGAGAUGGUGGAUGGAAUUAUAUCUUCAAGGACUAAGUCAACUUACGAACUUCCAUCUCAAGAAGAACUUAUACGCUGUGCUUUUGCUGGUGAUGAUGUUGAAGAAGAAUUUGAGAAAGAUAAAGAGGCGAUCCUAAAUGAGGAGAGUCCAGAACUUGAAAAGCCUGUUUUGCUUUCUGGCUGGGGCCAAUGGACUGACAUACAGAAAAAGAAGGCCUACCUUACUGGAUGCAGUAACAGCACGAUAUGGCCAAAAAGAAAAGGGAAGAAGCCCUCAAGAAGAGGAAGGAUGCACAUCUUAAUAAUGUUAUCAUCUCUGAGAUGUUGGAUAAAAAUGUUACUAUCGGUCUCUAGUUUUUUCUUUAUUUCUGAAAGAAUACAUGCUUUGUUAGUUCAGCAAUGACUGAUAAUCAAAUGACCAUAUGGUGGAAACCCAGGUGGACGCCGCUUUCAGAU